Molecule: messenger RNA, 1095 nt
Organism: Microplitis demolitor
Lineage: Eukaryota; Metazoa; Arthropoda; Insecta; Hymenoptera; Braconidae
Gene: Rad51D
Product: DNA repair protein RAD51 homolog 4
Exons: 5
Coding region: 112-1062 (316 amino acids)
Biological process (GO): reciprocal meiotic recombination; double-strand break repair via homologous recombination; DNA strand invasion
Cellular component (GO): centrosome; replication fork; Rad51B-Rad51C-Rad51D-XRCC2 complex
Molecular function (GO): single-stranded DNA binding; ATP-dependent DNA damage sensor activity; ATP binding
Source: RefSeq, a predicted model, not a curated record
CGUUACGAAUACUAAUUAAAUAUAUAUAUAUAUAUAUAUAUAUAUAUAUAUAUAUGUAUAUUUUUUUUUUCUCCAAGUUUCAAUAAAAUAAAAUAUUAAAUCAAAUCGACGAUGGCGAGAUUAACUCCAAAGAUGUUUUCAUUAUUAAAUGAAGAUCAUAUUUAUAAAUUACAUAAUAAAAAAAUAUUUACAGUACUUGAUUUUGUAUCUGAAGAUUUAGAAAAAUUAAAAAAUAUUACUGAGUUACCUGUUUUAUCUAUUGAAAACAUAAGAAAAGAAAUAGCUGAAAGAUUUAGUGGAAUUGAUAAAGAUCCAUUGAUAUUAUUAGAACAGCAACGACAAUUUAUUUCAACUGGUAUAAAAAAUCUCGAUGAUUUAUUGAGCGGUGGCUUAUAUGCAUGUAGAAUAUAUGAAAUAUGUGGAAAAUCAUCAUCAGGAAAAACACAAUUAUGUAUAACAUUAGCUGCAAAUAUUGCUAUCAAUUCAUCAUCAGAUAUCCAUUACAUUGAUACUAAAAAAGAUUUUUCAGCAACAAGAUUACAAAGCAUUUUGGAAGCAAAAAAAUUAUCUGAUGAGGUAAUUGGCGGUGCAAUGGAGCGAGUAAAAGUAACAAGUUUAAAAAAUAUAACUGAAUUAUUAACAGUCUUGCAUAAUUUUUCAUCAUCAUUUAAAGCAAACAAUGAUAAAGAUAAACCAAAGUUGAUAAUAAUUGAUUCUUUGCCUGUUAUUUUUUCAAUGUUGGAAGAAAAUACUGAAAAUUUUGGUUCAUUAAAUUAUUUAGCAAACGUAUGCCGUAAUUUGGUUACUGAAUGUUGUUUAUCAAUUGUUACUGUUAAUUUAUUACGAGUAUGGCGUGACAACGACGAUUUAAGAGAGCUAAGUGCUGAUGAUCCAAUGGACUUAGUACCUCAUCUUGGUAAAUAUUGGAUCAAUAUUCCUAACACACGAUUAUUUAUUGAUAAACAAGAUAAUGAAACUAGAGAAAUCAAAGUAUUACAAAGCAUUGAUUUAGAAGUUAAUUCUAGUGUUCAAGUCACUGUUGAUGAUACUGGAUUUAUUUGAAUUAUUAUUUCUAUUAAACAAAUAAAUAAUUAA